AUGUUCCUGUCUACAAGACUGUGGAUCUGUCUUUCUGUUCCUUUAAAUGAUAACCUGCUGAACAUCAGAUUAUCGCACAAAAUCGGAACCCGUGGUGGAUUGUCUCUCUCGAAAGCCUUGACCAACCACUCCCCAGUCGCAACCACAAACCCACUCCGAACAUCCAUCAUCCCGACCAUGAUCUCACAAGCUAUCACCCGAAGCUAUCGGGUUUCGCCGACCCUUCGCCCCUCCGCAACUUUUUCUAGCCGGUCUCUGGCACCCCAGCUAGCACGACGGUUCGCUUCUCAAACCGAUCAGACGGAGUAUGACGUCGUGGUGAUUGGCGGUGGACCUGGUGGAUAUGUUGCGGCCAUCAAGGCUGCUCAAUUGGGCCUCAAGACAGCCUGUGUUGAGAAACGAGGGGCGUUGGGUGGAACCUGUUUGAACGUCGGUUGUAUACCUUCCAAAGCCAUGUUGAACAACAGUCAUAUCUAUCAUCAAACACUUCACGAUCUCAAAAACCGUGGAAUCGAUGUCGGCGACGUCAAGCUAAACCUGCCCAACAUGCUCAAAGCAAAGAACAAGGCGGUUUCCUCUCUUACCAAGGGAAUCGAAGGGCUGUUUAAAAAGAACAAAGUCGACUACAUCAAAGGACAUGGCGCACUAUCAUCAACAACCUCUGUGACGGUCGAUUUGAUCGACGGUGGAAAGCAAGAUCUGUCGACCAAGAACAUCAUCAUUGCCACUGGUUCUGAGGUGUCUCCGUUCCCCGGUGGAGCAAUCGAGAUUGACGAGAAGCGGAUCGUCUCAUCGACUGGUGCGCUUGAUCUCCAAGAAGUUCCCAAGAAGAUGGUUGUCAUUGGAGGUGGGAUCAUCGGACUAGAAAUGGGAUCUGUAUGGAGCCGGCUGGGUGCCGAAGUGACGGUGGUUGAAUAUCUUGGGACGAUCGGUGGCCAGGGUAUCGACGGCGAGAUCGCCCAGAGCUUCCAGAAAAUCCUCAGCAAGCAGGGCAUCAAGUUCAAACUGAAUACCAAGGUGACCGGACUCGAAAAGAUUGACGAGCGAAACCACCAUGUGAAGAUCGAGUCAGCCGAUGGUGCCAAGACUGAUCAGCUCGAAGCAGAUGUCGUCUUGGUUGCCGUUGGGCGACGCCCCAACACCUCCGGACUGAACUUGGAGGCCGUCGGCGUCGAAGUAGAUCAGAGAGGCAAGGUCGUGAUCGAUAGCCAAUACAGCACUUCAGUCCCCAACAUCAAAUGUAUCGGUGAUGUCACUUACGGACAAAUGUUGGCGCACAAGGCCGAGGAAGAAGGUAUUGCAAUUGCCGAAAUGCUUAAGACAGGCCAUGGCCACGUCAAUUACGAUGUCAUCCCAUCCGUCGUAUACACUCAUCCAGAAGUGGCUUGGGUGGGUAAGACUGAAGAAGAUCUCAAGAAAGCGAAUGUGAAGUAUUCAAUCGGAAAGUUCCCAUUCCUGGCUAAUUCGAGAGCAAAGACCAACGACGACUCGGAAGGAAUGGUGAAAUUCCUUACUGAGAAGGAGACCGACAAGAUCCUUGGUGUUCACAUCAUCGGACCUAACGCCGGCGAGAUGAUUGGCGAGGCUGUCUUGGCGAUGGAAUACAGCGCCAGUGCCGAAGAUGUCGCUCGAACAAGCCAUGCCCAUCCUACAUUGAGUGAGGCAUUUAAGGAAGCCGCCAUGGCCGCAACUGGCAAAGCAAUUCACUUCUAG
Puccinia triticina is the source of this 1713-nucleotide messenger RNA. RefSeq lists its product as uncharacterized. The record is from RefSeq and is a predicted model, not a curated record. Bases 1 to 1713 code for a protein of 570 amino acids. The transcript has 7 exons. Gene Ontology annotation, cellular component: oxoglutarate dehydrogenase complex; mitochondrion. Gene Ontology annotation, molecular function: dihydrolipoyl dehydrogenase (NADH) activity; flavin adenine dinucleotide binding. Lineage: Eukaryota; Fungi; Basidiomycota; Pucciniomycetes; Pucciniales; Pucciniaceae.